Messenger RNA from Penicillium pulvis, 924 nucleotides. Its product is annotated as Zn(II)2Cys6 transcription factor domain-containing protein. The record is from RefSeq and is a predicted model, not a curated record. Lineage: Eukaryota; Fungi; Ascomycota; Eurotiomycetes; Eurotiales; Aspergillaceae. The transcript has 3 exons. Gene Ontology annotation, molecular function: DNA-binding transcription factor activity, RNA polymerase II-specific; zinc ion binding. Gene Ontology annotation, biological process: regulation of DNA-templated transcription. The coding region runs from base 1 to 924 and encodes 307 amino acids.
AUGGCAGCGCGUACAUCAAGGUCAUCAUCUGAUGACUCACACUUGGAAUAUGUCCGCAAGCGUGUGUGCAAAGCCUGCGAUCGCUGCCGGCUAAAGAAGUCCAAGUGUGAUGAAGCUAAACCAUGCUCACGCUGCCGAUCGGAUAAUGCAAUUUGCGUCUUUGGAGAGCGAAAGAGAGCACAUGCGAAAGUGUACCCUCAAGGGUAUGCGGAAAAGCUCGAACAACAACAAGUAUGGCUGGUCCACGCUCUCCAAGAACUCUACCGUUGCACAACCGAAGGCGAAGGAUGGCCUGGCGAUCUUUUGAACGCUAAGCCCAGCGGUCACCCAGCCAUACACGACCUUCUUAAGCGCCUUGGCGCCCUUGACCACCCUAUUGGUCAGCGUUUUGAGGAGAAUACUGAAUUAAUGCAAAAGAGGCUAUGGCGCAAAGAGAAGCAGUGCCAUGAAGUUUGCGAUAACUCCUUUGAGGGCACGCAGUUGCCUAUCGUUCAUUCGCAGUUCACCUCCGACACCUUACCCCAGCAAAAGGGGUCUCCUAGUCUGUUAAAGCAAAGCCAUAUGCCGGUCGCAACACAGCAACCUAUUUCAACAAUACAGCGCGAUGUGAACACAGACACCCCUCAGCUUGAACCCAUGGGGUGGGAAUCUAGCAAUAGCAAUGCUUCCAAUUUUCUUGACGAGGUGGACAUGAUGGCUAACCCCGACUAUUCCGAUUUGAUUUUUGACGAACGUUUGCCACCUUCAUUGUUCAAUUGUCAGAUGCUAAUGAACACCCCCGAAUAUUCCGAUUUGGUCUUUGACGAACGUUUUCCACCUUCCAUGCUCAAUUGUCAGAUGCUGAAGGAUUGCGCCGUGCCCAAUGAGUAUGAGGAUCUUCUUCUGUUCGCUGGUUCAGACCCAACGGAGAUCACCUCAAUCUAA